AUGGAUUAUUAUGAGAAUGGUAGUUUGCAUGAUUAUUUCAUUAGAAAGAAUAACAAACCUCCUUCUGCUAACAUGAUCAAGUCAAUCAUGACACAAGUACUUGAUGCUCUCAUGUACAUGAAACAAAAUUUUAAUAUGGUCCACAGAGAUAUCAAACCAGGAAAUAUUUUGGUUAGGAGAAUUGAAAAUGAUAGUAUUGAUAUUUGUUUGGCAGAUUUUGGAAUGGCAAAGAAUACUCCUGGUUUAUCUGAGAAUUCUUCAUUGUCACGUGCUAAGGGAACUGAGGGAUUUAUUGCACCUGAAAUAUAUAGGCCAAUAUCUGAGCAACGUUACUCAUUGGCAUCUGACAUUUUCGCUUUAGGUGCAACCUUAUUUAAACUCAUGACUCGAAUUUCACUAAAUGAGUUUCCUUAUUUUCAAUGGAGUCUGGAUGAACCAACAAAAAGAAAUCAUUCAUCAAAACUAGAAGAAAUGAUUUACAAAAUGUUAAAAAUCAACACCUCUACUCCACAUGAAUUAAUCCAAAACAUUUCGAAAAUGUUCAUUACAGAUACAAAACUCGAUUUUAAUUGUGAAAUACUUUAA
Molecule: messenger RNA, 585 nt
Organism: Naegleria gruberi
Lineage: Eukaryota; Heterolobosea; Eutetramitea; Acrasida; Naegleriidae
Exons: 1
Coding region: 1-585 (194 amino acids)
Biological process (GO): protein phosphorylation; mitotic DNA damage checkpoint signaling
Cellular component (GO): nucleus; cytoplasm
Molecular function (GO): protein serine/threonine kinase activity; ATP binding
Source: RefSeq, a predicted model, not a curated record